GUGGCACAGGAGAGGCAGAGAGGGAGGGGGCGAGAGUCUGCUCCAUAGGGUUGUCUGUGCCUGGGAUACAGCUGCGGGAAUGGAGGGGUGACAGGAGGCAUGGGGUGUGCAGCGGACUCAGGGAUGACAGGUGGGGGGCCCCUGUGCUCCUUGGUGGUCCUUCUCCUGGCGUGGUGCAUGGGAGGCCAAGGGAAAUCACUGCUGGAGACCUCAAUGCCUCAGGAAGUCCAUAUUAAAGUGCAAGUCUAUGAGAAUGGAGACCUGUCUCCUUUGGCCUCAGCCGCCGUGGAAAUAUUUGGAAAUCAGAGUGCUCUUGCUUCAGGGGUCACCGAUCAGGAUGGCAUAGCCGUGCUAGGCAUCAGCUACCGACUUGGAACCUGGGUCCUUGUUACUGCCACCAAGCGAGGCUACGUGACCAACUCUGUUCCCUGGCGAGUGGACAGACUUCCACGUAAGCACUUAUAUGCCUCAGUCAGCCUCUACCUGGUACCUGAGCGACCAGCAACUCUUAUUUUGUAUGAAGAUAUUGUGCAGAUCCUGCUGGGCUCCCCAGGUGUACGCAGUCAGCCCUGGGUCCAGUUUCAGAGAAAGGCUGCCCGCUUGCCACGCUCCUCCACCUACAACCAGUUAACCUCUUCCCUCACCACGGCCAGCAACCUGCAUCAGAUGAGAGGAUUCCCAUCGUUCAUUGGGACGGAGCCAGAGAGCAGCAAUGGAGGUAACACAAGUUGGGUGGAGCUUCUUCCUGUGGCGGCAGUCAGUGUCCAUUUAUUCACUGGUAAUGGAUCCGAAGUUCAUCUGUCCGGUCCUGUCCAGCUCUCUCUUCCUCUUCCCCCUGAAUCUGGGUUAACCACAUCGAGCAGUGUCCCUGCCUGGAGAUACGAGCCAAAAGCUGGUCUGUGGAUCCGCAGUGGGAUGGGUAUGGUAAGGAGAGAUGGGCAGCAGCUUUACUGGUCUUUUGUGUCACCCAAACUUGGAUACUGGGCAGCUGCAAUCCCCUCUUCUGGGCGAGGUAUGCUUUCCCUAAUGAGCGGUGUGGACAUUGCUGGCUAUCAUACAAUCUUCCUACUCUCUAUUCUGGGAGCGUUGGCUCUGCUGGUGCUCAUCCUGCUCUGCCUCCUAAUAUAUUACUGCAGGCGACGCUGUUUGAAACCAAGGCAGCAGCAUCACAAACUACAACUCUCGGGUCUGUCUGAACCCAAACGGGACCAGGCAACCUCCACUUCCCAUAUUAACCUGAUUAGCACCAGCCACUUGGAUUCUUCAUCCACAGCUGACAGUGACCUGCGUACUCCAGUACUGAGAUCUGCUUUCUCGUCCCGUGAAGACUUCUGCAAAUCUGGAGGUCGCUCUUCACUCCAACAUUCUGCUGACACGCUUCCUCUGAGGCCUGGCUCUAGAGAUGAAUAUACACUGAAAUCUGCCCGUUCUGGAGACUUGUUGGAGUGUGAAGAUUUAAAAAGAGGCUAUGGUACAGGUGGCAAGGGGCAGCAGAGACGAAGAGGUGGCAGAGGAGGGGUUCGAGAUCCACCUCCAUCACCUCCUCCACUUCCUCCUCCCUUCAAACAUGUCAUAGGGGAUUCAAAACCCCCAGAUUAUCUGAUGACACAGUCAGCAGAUCCCCUUUCACGUCCUACGUCUCUUACACAACCUGGGCAGCUUAUAUUUUGUGGAUCCAUUGACCAUAUGAAGGAGGGCGGAUAUCGACAUGCCAUGCCCACAUUAGUGAUCCCGGCUCAUUACGUGAGGUUGUCUUCUGAAGAGAAUUCAGGUGGACAAGGAGAAGAUCAGUGUGAGAGUGAGUGUGGUUCCACUCAGGUCUCUCAUGCUCACCACUUUGCACCUCAAGAUCAUGCCCAGCGACAACAGCUGCUUCAGCAAGGCCACAUUUAUCAACAGGGGACACCUGGUUCCGUACAAGAUCAAGAAGGUAAAGGCUGGGGAAAUCAUUCCUCACAAAUGAGUGGCUCAGUUACCAUUCCAGUGGUCUUUAAUGAGUCCACCAUGGCUCAGCUGAAUGGAGAGCUUCAAGCUUUGACAGAAAAGAAACUAUUGGAAUUGGGAGUCAAACCUCAUCCAAGGGCUUGGUUUGUGUCUCUGGAUGGACGUUCCAAUGCCCAGGUGCGUCACUCAUACAUCGACUUGCAGGCUGGAGACAAGACUCGCAGCAAUGAUGCCAGUUUGGACUCAGGUGUGGAUGUCAAUGAGAUCAAAUUGAAGCCGGGUCCAGAAGAAAGAAGUGGAAAAUCACAACUUCAGCCCUCUACCCUAACCUAUUCUAAGUUGGUCUUUGCAGAAGAAGGGGAGCAGAGCCUGAGUGAAAGUCGGACAGGGGGUGGCUGUUCACCUGAGGACAGCUCUCUCACUCCACUUCUAGAUGAAGGAUCAGAGACCUGCCUUCCCAUGGGCAGAAGGGGACGAAGCCGUGGUGACAGUUCCCGUAGCAGCACCAGUGAGUUACGAAGGGAUUCAAUGACAAGUCCUGAUGAGGACCUCAAUGACCAGUCAGAAACUGGGGAUGAUCAAGAUAAGAAGAGCCCCUGGCAGAAAAGAGAAGAGAGGCCACUGAUGGUAUUUAAUGUGAAAUAAGAAUGAAAUUCUGGAUUUCCAUUUUGUGUAUAGGACACUCAACCACAAAAGACUUCUGCACAAUAGAAUGGGGUUGUCCCCCCUAACUGAAGACUGUGGUUGGUGUCCUUAACUCUUCUUCCUUUUGGUGGGAGACACAGCCCCAAUACUGGAGAAUUCCAGUGUCCACGAUCAGGGCUGCUGUAGGACUGUAACACAGACAAGUAGAGAUUACAUGUUCUAUACACACAGUCAAAAAUACUCUGUACAAAACACAAGGCUAACAAAAACACACACAUACACACAGAUAUACAUUAACAGAACGAUGAAGCCAAACACUACAUUGUACAAGAACACAAAGAAUGUCUGUUGUUAUUCCUUCAGCUGGGAGUCUGUGAAGCCAAGGCUGAGACCCUCAGUAGGCCUGAACCCACUUGGGGACACUUGCUAAGACUGGACAUUGAAGUUCAGGCUUCAGUUCUGUAUAACCCAAUCCAGAUAAUACUAUAGGUAACAAAGCCAGUUGUAACGGCAAAAGCAGACAAGAACUUUGGGUUUUUUUAGUUGUUACCUUGAACCUAUGGAAUGAACCUGGCUCUGUGUUGCAGUGCAUUUUGGGCCACAAAGGCUAAUUACAUAUGGCAUCUCACAGUAACCCAUGCAUUGUGGUGCUUGUAGUCCAAGUGUUUCAUUUGUGGGAUGUCUAUGAGCGAUAGCUUACAACAGAUUCUCGACUCUCUGUUUCUGGUACUACGACCCCAUUAGCCCAUAUUUGUAAUGUUGUAACUUUUGACACCCAUACUUUUAACAACUCUAUUGCCAGUGCAUUCUAUUCCACCAGUAUACAAUGUAGAUCUGUAUAUACAAAGCAGUAUGUGACCCGGUAGGGAUCCUCUUUAAUGAACUCUAGCCUCCAUUGCUUCAGACAGAUAUCAGGUUGCAAUUAUCCCGAAAAAUGAAGGCAAAAUAGGGUUUUCACUCUUUUUUUAUUGAUGCACUACUGCUUUUUAUAAGCUAAUCUUUCUAUGGCCUGGGAUCUGUGUAUGAUGAAUGUGGGGUGUUUAUAUUGUUCUUCUCACUAAAUUGAUGCCCUUAACCCAUGCUUUGGACUGCAGUGUAGUCAUUAGGCCUGAAUAGGUGCCAAAAGCUGCCGUAAUGGUUUCUGAUUCAUUGUAUCAAGCUUUAGGCAAGAGCAAAGACCCCACCCACCCCGUACAUAUGAAAGUAGCACAAAAAGGGCCCGUUUGUCAUGUGUAAACAGUAAAGAGAUUUCCUACAAAAUAUUAAUAAUAAAAGACGUGAAAAGAGA
Molecule: messenger RNA, 3877 nt
Organism: Xenopus tropicalis (tropical clawed frog)
Lineage: Eukaryota; Metazoa; Chordata; Amphibia; Anura; Pipidae
Gene: fam171a2
Product: family with sequence similarity 171 member A2
Exons: 8
Coding region: 100-2589 (829 amino acids)
Cellular component (GO): membrane
Source: RefSeq, a predicted model, not a curated record